AUGCUUAUCGUCCUCGACCUGCUCUUUGUCGGUGGUUUUAUCGCCGUCGCUGUCUUGACCAGACCCCACGGAGGUCUCAGCAGUCUUUGUGCUACCCCCAACGCACGCAAUGAUCCCAACAAUCGCAACAAUGCUUUGUGUAACUUGCCGCUUGCAACCUUUGGCCUGGCAAUCUUCAGCACGUAA
Messenger RNA from Aureobasidium musti, 186 nucleotides. The record is from the annotation of a GenBank genome assembly. NCBI's taxonomy places the organism in Eukaryota, Fungi, Ascomycota, Dothideomycetes, Dothideales, Saccotheciaceae.